This is a messenger RNA of Strongylocentrotus purpuratus (purple sea urchin), 5423 nucleotides long. RefSeq names its product myb-related transcription factor. The record is from RefSeq and is a predicted model, not a curated record. Lineage: Eukaryota; Metazoa; Echinodermata; Echinoidea; Camarodonta; Strongylocentrotidae. The transcript is spliced from 17 exons. Gene Ontology annotation, molecular function: DNA-binding transcription factor activity, RNA polymerase II-specific; RNA polymerase II cis-regulatory region sequence-specific DNA binding. Gene Ontology annotation, cellular component: nucleus. Gene Ontology annotation, biological process: regulation of DNA-templated transcription. Bases 214 to 2292 code for a protein of 692 amino acids.
UUGUAUUACACGUAGCGUCUAUGGCCGGCAGCCGCCCAUUUUGUUGACGUGCAAUUCAUUCAUUCAUUCGAUCGCGUUGAGAAACCAUUGUUUGCGUGUGUUAACAUCUGGGAUCUAGGAAUGCAGCUAUUUUUCGGCCUAGAAAUACACUUUACCCACACCAGAACCAUUACCUUUUGCAUGAGUGGGAUGUUCCUGAGAUAUGUAUGAACAAUGAAUUCAAGAAAAUUGAUGGGUGAUUACGAUGACACAGACAGUGCUAGCGAUGGAGACGAUUACACGGAUCAGGACAUGAGUGAUUCGUCUCAUGGAUCAUCAUUCUAUUCCAGGAAAGAGAUCAGCCGAGCAAGAUGGACAAAGGAUGAGGACGACAUGCUGAGGCAAGCCAUUGAAGUCCAUGGCACGCUAGACUGGAAACUUAUCGGAAGCUUCUUCCCAAACCGAUCUGAGCUCCAAUGUUUCCAUCGCUGGCAGAAGGUCCUGAACCCUGACCUGGUCAAAGGUCCCUGGACUACAGAGGAGGAUGAGAGAGUAGUUGAGUUGGUUCGUGAGCACGGCCCUAAGCGUUGGUCUCUCAUCAGCAAGUUUCUCGUGGGGCGUACAGGCAAGCAGUGCAGGGAGAGAUGGCAUAAUCAUCUGAAUCCUGAUAUUAAGAAGUCUGCUUGGACUAAAGAGGAGGAUUACAUCAUCUAUGAAGCUCAUAAGAAACUUGGUAACAGAUGGGCUGAGAUAGCAAAGCUUCUUCCAGGAAGGACGGACAAUGCUAUCAAGAAUCACUGGAACUCCACGAUGAAGAGGAAAGUAGAGACAUGUAACCCCUACACCCCCAGCAAGACAACCAAGACACCUCACUAUACACACACUAAUGAUAACCAGAAACCAUGUAGCAGUAGCUCCAAGAUAUACACACCAGAUAGUGACUUCAUGAAUGCUAAUUCCAUUAGAGAUGCUCUGAGGAUGCGAGGUCAGGGUCAGCGUGUGGUGCGUACCCUCUACCCGAUGGGUCACGACACCCUAGGUCAAGAUGAAGGGGAAGGUUCAAAGGUCAAACAAGGAGUCAAGACUCCUCAGAAAUGGCUGAUCAUGGACAAUUGUGGUGAAAUCUCACCUUUCAGAGAUUUCCAUGAUCUGAUUGAGACCAGCGGUCAUCCCUUUGAUGACAAGGACAAUGGAAUAUCAACCUUUGACCUUUCACUGGGGGUCAAUUCCAGUACUCCCAUUAAGUUCACCCAUAUGAACACCAAAGGAUCUAUCGACUAUCGUUUUGAUGGCCAGGCGCUUCUAGACCUGUCACGUGAGGCAUCAGGUGGUCUUAUACCCAUCACGUCACCCGUCACAUCCAAGUUCAGCACCCCUCCUACCAUCCUUAGGAAGGCCAAACGCAAGCGAGUUAGAACAAGCUCCGCCUCCUUUGAUGUUUCCAUGGAUACAUCAUUAAGCUCCACCCUGAACACGCCUAACACAUCCCGGUACAAGACGCCUCAGGGUACGCCCAUUAAGACCCUCCCCUUCUCACCCUCACAGUUUCUGAAUGGAAGCACCUCGGCAACAUGCUCCUCCUCUUUACUGCUCACCUCCACUCCGAUUGGUGGAAACCAUUCACAAGCCACUCCCUCAAUGCUCACAACACCAGCUGGCAUGUUCCGCACCCCUCGGAUCCGACGCUCGUUGAUUGACACACCCAGGACACCUACACCCUUCAAGGAUGCCCUGGCAGCCAUAGAGAAGGCAGGAGGACCAAUCAGGAAAAUGCCGCACACCCCGAACCAGCUUUCUGAUAUCUCAGAGAUCAUUGCUCGAGACGAGAGAGAGGGGCUCAACAAGAUUGCGAUUAACCAAUUAAAACGUGCCAUCUUGCAGAAGGCCGAAUCAAUAUCACCUGUGAAGAAAGUAAGGAAGUCGCUGUCCAGCUGCAUGCAGAGGGAAAAGGAAAAUUUGACUGGAGACGAGACUAGACAAGAAGAGGCUGAUGAGAGCAUCCUUGCAUCAAGUCUGCUGAUGUCGCCCCCUGUAGGCAGUAAAGGUCAAGGGUCAAUCCUCGGUGGUGAAAUGAGUAUGAAAGCUCUUAACGAAGCUUUCAACAUGCCUUCGACCCCGUCCCCUGUCGCCCCCGCAAGGCCAAAGGUCAAAGUUGAGCCAGCCAAUGGACCUGUAUUUCAACAAACCAAGGGAUCUCGAGACAAGGAAUGGUGGCAGAUCACCCUGGGACAGACGAGAGACCAGCAGUUCAUGAGCGGUCAAGCGCGACGGAUGAUUCUACGAGAUCGUGUUCCGAGGUCGCUCGUCCUCUAAGGUCAAAGGUCAUAUAGUAUAUCUGUUUCUUGUCAUGUCUGUCAACAUUAAAGCUAGGAAUGUAGUUUGAACCCGUAGUAGAUUGUUUCAUACCCAUGAGCGAGAUACCAGGGCCUGUAUUUAUUAAUUCAAAGAUUAAUGCAUGCUCAGUGAGUACUUCAUUUAACUGAUCGAAUUACGUAGAUUCUAACAUGAUAUCACUCAACUGAUAAGCCCUGUUCAGAUAGGUUUCGGUAAUCCAGCGCAUUUUUAUCCAUUAUGACGUCUGUGUCAUGAUUGUAAUAAUUUUCCGCUUAUAUAGCGCUUAAAGGUAAUACAAAGUUUUGGUAUGGGGUCAUGUAUUCGGUUCAAAUGAACAUAUUGGAAACAUAUGCGAUCCUACAAUACUCAUUGAUCGUUGUCGCGGUUGAAAUCGAGUCUAAAGUUAUGAAAUUGUAGAUAAUAAACUCUUUAUGUUGUAUAGCUCCCUCUCAAGGUCAAGAUAUUAAUUAAGCUAUAAAACAAUGUUUCUUGACCGAAAUCGACCGAUUAGCUAUUCCCGUUUGGAAAUUAUAUAUGACAACUACAUAUUCUGAGAAUUUCAUGGUCGCAGCUACCAUCGUACGGCCGUAGGCGCCAUUUGAAAUUUAUCAAAAUUUACCGGGAGCACCGGUAAAUUUUUAUAUUCAAUUUUACUCGAAAACAAAAGUGUUUCAGGGGCUAAAUUUUCUAGUGCUUAUAAUACACCCACAGGGGCAUCCAAAUAUAUAAAAAUUGUAAAGAAUCAUUGUCCACCCAAUUUUCAAAAUUUCCCAAAACUUUGUAUUACCUUUAAUACAAUGUCUCUAAGCGCUUUUACAGAUAUACUAUUACCCUGAUCAUUGGAUUUGAUGCUUGCCCGCACACACUGUGUGCACAAUCUCCACUCUCUGGGGAGCAUUCCAGCCAGGCGUUAAUUGACCAUUUAACAUCUGGGUGGAGAGUAGCAAGUGCAGGUUAAUAUCUUGCUGAAGGAUAUUAGUGCCGUGUUGGGAUUCGAAUCCUCGACCUUCGCAUCUCCAGGCAAGCGCCUUAAAUCACUCGGCCACGACGCUCCCACGACACUCCCAUAAUACGAUUCACGUUUCUGUAUCUUAUAACACAGCGGCAUGGUGUGUACUGCUUCAUAUUUGAAUGAGCCGUUGGACAUUGAGCGUUUGGCUACAGCAUGAUUGUAAAUUACAAUGUAUAUGUUUGUAUAUUUUGCUUUUAGAGAUUUAAUAUUUGAGUUCCUGAUUUACUAAGGGGUGAAAUUAGAUAUAAUAACGGUGUAUCAUAGACUUGAUGUGUGCAUUAUAACAGGAAACAAUACUAGGAAGUCAUCUAGCAUCUAUGUAACAUACAUGUACAGCAAAGGAUAUCAAUUAUUCUAGAUUGUUCUUGGAGGACUAUGUCAUCUGAGAGUGUCUACGUGCACAGUCGCAUCCUACUAUGGUCUGCAUGCCAAUUAUGUUUUCAAAUUAAUUAUAAGUGAGACUAGACAAAUAUUUGUUAUGGCGACUUGCAGGAUGUGAUGCACACCUGCUUUACAAGUAUUAGGGCAUCACAAAUAGGAUGAUUGAAAGGAGUUGAAAGGAUUUCAUUUGUCACAGGAAAACCAAAAUAUGCUCAGUUGAGAACAUUUUUCAUCAUUCUCAAACAAUCUAAUCAUUAAUAAUUAUGUACAUUAUUUCUUCUGUUUUGAGCCAAAGUAGUGCUAACUCUGAUGAAAUAUAAGAGUUAACACUUUUUAGGCUUUUAAUUUACAAUUGGGGACAGCUAGUACGGUAUUUACAAUGAUGAAGAUUUUUUUUUUUUUUACCAAAUUCUUUUCACACAUAAACAAAAGUGAUCAGUGAAUUUUCAUUAAGUAGACAAAACAAAUAGACAUACACAAAGAUGUGAACAAAGGACAAAGAAAUAAACAAAAUUAAAUGAUUGAGUAUUAAACUGUAUUUAUUCCUCUUUUUCCUUGUUCCAUUUCAUUGAUGGAUUAAACAUGAUUUUAAGCACACACAAAAUAUUAAAAUCAUUUUAAAGCUAGAAUAUAUACCCAGAAUUACUUCAUAUAUAUAAAUAUAAUGUUUAAUACUGUAAUCGUUGACAAAGGUUUCAAUUCCUUUCAUGAAAAUUGUUUACACAAAAAGCAUCUAUACGAUACCAACACUAUAAACAACAUCUUGUACUAAUAAUAUUCUCAUGAACCUAACAAAAGUUUACAAUUAUGAGGAAAUUAGUAUACAAGUAUUAGUACUCUAGAGUUGAUUUGAAGUUGAAAGUGAAACAAUUAUUAAUGACAAACAAUUUGACUGCAGUGCGUGAUGCAUUUCAACAAUAUUGUAAUAUCUUUCAAGUGGGGAUGAGAAGAUGACGUAAUUCUGUGCAGUGUUAAAUAUAAAUAAAUCUUCAAAAAACAAACGGUGGAUAGAAAGCACGAAUUGUCUAUUUUGGUGCUGAAACAAUUUCAGAUAAUAUGGUCAGUACAGCACCAGAUUCAAAUGAUCAUAGAAUGUACACACGCUUCAUGUUACGCUUGUGGUUUUGCAGUUAUUAAUGUAAACAACAGCAUAAAGAAAGUAGAAGGGGAAAAAAACAUGACCGAAGUUUGAUGCGAAUCAUACCAAAAGAAAUUGAUAAAGUAAGUUAUCAUGCUCAUCAAGCGUUUGGAACAGACAACAAAAUGUGUAUAUAAAUAGUUUAUGACGUUGUGUAUAAAGGAUACACAUGAAUAUCAACAUACACGUUAUUAGCAAGUAUAAAGAGGACAUGCAUAAGACUUGAUCCCAAAUACUUCUCAACUGUGGAAGGUUAUUUUGCCGAGUUAUUUUUCUUUUCGUCAUUAUGAUUUGAUGUGUAUACGAUGUACAUAUUGUAUUUGCAGAUUUGUUUUUAUGAGUGCUAUUCUAUUAGUUUAUACAUGUAUGUGAUUCAUUAUUAUUCAUCAUUAUAGCGGCUCUGAUCAAAUAUGCCUCUCUGUAUUUUUAGACGUUACUAAAAUGACCAUCCUCUAAUUUUCCCCAAAGCUCUGCAGUUUGAUAAUAUAAAUAUAUCCUCUUUUUAAAAUUAUGAUUGGACGUUUAAAAAAGAUGCUGUAUUGCCCUUUUGGGGGCGACGGUCGCUGUUUUGAGGGGGGG